Messenger RNA from Scleropages formosus (Asian bonytongue), 2443 nucleotides. RefSeq names its product ubiquinol-cytochrome c reductase, Rieske iron-sulfur polypeptide 1 (gene uqcrfs1). Bases 66 to 887 code for a protein of 273 amino acids. The transcript is spliced from 2 exons. NCBI's taxonomy places the organism in Eukaryota, Metazoa, Chordata, Actinopteri, Osteoglossiformes, Osteoglossidae. The record is from RefSeq and is a predicted model, not a curated record. Gene Ontology annotation, molecular function: quinol-cytochrome-c reductase activity; 2 iron, 2 sulfur cluster binding. Gene Ontology annotation, cellular component: membrane.
GCUACCGCUUCAACGGUCUGAGAAGGUCGGUGUGACCGAACGCGGAUACAGUCGUUGUAAGAAGGAUGAUAUCGUUUGGUGCGCGUGCCGGGGCUUUUUCCCCGUACUUGCAGGCGACAAAUUUUGCCGUGGCAGGGCCACUGAAGCCUCUCAUUCCAGCUUUUGCUGUGAAAAGUGAAAAUGUACUGCUCGACCUGAAGAAACCGUUUCUGUGUCGCGAGUCUUUAAGCGGCCAGUGUCCAACGAGAGGGCCCACAGUCAGCCUCGGCCUCAGCGCUCCUGGUAGCAUCCGUUUUGCCCACACCGACAUCAAGGUUCCAGAUUUCUAUGAUUAUCGGCGGCCUGACGUGCUUGACCCCAAGAAAUCUUCUCGAGAUAGUGAUGAGUCAAGAAAAGCCUUCUCUUACCUGUUCACCGGUGCGACAGCUGUGAUGGGUGUCUAUGCUGCCAAAACUGUGGUCACUCAGUUUGUCUCCUCAAUGAGUGCCUCAGCUGAUGUGUUGGCCUUGUCGAAAAUCGAGAUCAAGCUCGACGACAUCCCCGAGGGAAAGAACAUGACCUUCAAGUGGAGAGGCAAGCCUCUCUUUGUCCGUCACAGAACGGCAAAGGAGAUUGAAGCAGAGGCAGCAGUCAACCUUGCAGAAUUGCGAGACCCACAGCAUGAUAAGGAUAGGGUCAUGAAUCCAAAAUGGGUCAUCGUGAUUGGCGUUUGCACUCAUCUUGGCUGUGUUCCCAUUGCAAACGCGGGUGACUAUGGUGGCUACUAUUGUCCUUGCCAUGGUUCCCAUUACGAUGCAUCAGGUAGAAUUCGCAAAGGACCUGCACCUCUUAACCUGGAGGUACCUUAUUAUGAAUUUGCUGAUGAUGGAAUUGUUAUUGUGGGUUAGAUGAAAAAGUGUACUGUUAGAUCUGUAUGUGAGGUUUCUCAGAUUUGUUGCUUUAACCAUCUUUGUUUCCUCUGAGGUUAAAGUAAAUCUGAUUAAUAAAUUUUACUUCAUCCAGAACAGCUUUGUUUAUUUAUUGAGCUAAAUCCUAGCUGGUAUUAGAGGGCAAAUCUUUAAGGCCAAAAGAAAUAUAUUACACUUGUAUAAGAAAAAGGGUUGAGUGAGGUGUGUGGGCACUGAGGGAUUGAAACUAGAUUCCCCUUCCCCUGAAGUUUUUAACGUUUAGACUUUGAGAGCACACAAUGAUUAUCCCCCCAACUUGAUUCUUUGUAUCACCAAAGAGAAGCCAAAAGUUUGAAAAGAAAUACCGGGUCGUAUUUGUGAUUGUUUUGAGAAGAAAAUCCAACACCAGUUUCUAUUUGAACAUUUAGUAAGCACUCAUAAGGUGUUCCAGGCUCCACAAUAACAUACUCGAUAAUGUGAGAACGUGUACGGCAUAACCAAACAUUUUCCACUAGUUGACUGUGCAAAGAGUUGUCUGAAGUGAUGGUACUCGUAAAACAGAAGUUCCCAGGAGGCCGUCAUAGACGGCAUUUGGAAUGAUUACUCAGUGGUUGCUGUAGUCUUCGUUAUUAUGUAUGUUCAAUUGUUUGUUUGGACGUUUUGUAAAAAAAAAAAAAAUCAAAGAAUGAGUUUUUUUGUGCUUUUACCUUAUAAAUGGUAAUUUGACCAUUUCAUUGAAAAGUAUUUAACAGAAGUUUAGUUUUCCUGUUACUGUCUUACACACUAGUGUUCACCAGGUAUAGAAUUUGUCAUUCUAUGAUUUCAAAGUCAGAUGUUAUUUAAAGGCUGUACUGUAUAAUUUGCAGUCAAAUUGAAACUGUCUCAAUACAUUAAUUCAGUACAUCCAUAUCAAGUAAAGAAUGUAUUUUCCAACUGAAAAGAACAAAGUCUUUGUUCUACCUCGGGCCCAGAAACCACUUUAGAUGCGCAGUCUUUUGAUGCGUAGCGCCUGUUUGUUAUUAUGAACCUUUUUGUGUCACUCAAAUUUUUAGUAGGCUUUACUGGGGUUGGUUUGUAACUAUGGGUUGCACUUAAGUUGGAUGUUCGUAACUUGGAGACUACCUGUAAUUUAAAAAAAAAAAAAUAAAGCUUCCAUCAUUGUUACCAUCACUACAUUGUUCUUGGCAUUGCUGAUUGGGUUUUCCGUUUUGAACAUCCAUGAUAUGUCUAUGCUGGUAUUAAGAAUUCUGACAUCCUCACAUGCUACUAUAUAACUCAUCAUUAAGAACAACAGACCUGGGCUCUUUUCUGUGAUGUGUGUCAGGUGAUCCUGUCACAUGUGGGAGAUGAAGGUGUCCUUCAUUUGAAGUCACUGACUUCUUUGAGAUAGUCAGAUGGAAGCACCACCUGCAGUUGUAAGUGACCUGCUUGAGACAUGGAGACUAUAAAGAUAAGGUGGGAAAGUGAUGCAAGGAGGGGAAGAAGGAUGGCAGUCAUUUAUUCACAUAUUGCUCUUAUUUUGGUAUCUCCCUAAGGGGUCUGACUGUCUACUUUUA